GUGUGCGCUCACAAACCUGUCAGCUCUGCGUCAUCAUGAGGAAGCGUGUGACGUCAUCACAGCGCGACACUAUGGCAUGCUAGCGUGAUACUUGUGAAGGGCAUUUAUAUUCAAAUUUAUAUACAUAAUCACGUGUGAGGAUGUCUGUGAAUCUUCUCUCCUGUGCUCUGAGGUCUCUGUCUCUCUGUAAGGUGGGCUCUCGUCCCGUACCGUCUCAGAUAGUGAGCAGCUCUGUUCUUCAGGCCAGUUCAGGUGCACCUGCAAACAUCUUCAGCAGCUCACUGACAGCAUGGAGAGGAUUCAUCACGAGCACGUCACUACAGCAGAACCGCAGUCUGUGGAAACAGAGAGAGAAAUACACCGUCCGACCAAUCGGCAUGAAGAAGACCGGAGGGAGAGAUUACACAGGUAAGAUCAUCAGGCACGGGAUUGGUGGAGGACACAAGCAGCGCUAUCGAAUGAUCGACUUCCAGCGGCUGCGAUAUGAAGCAGGAAAUGAGGAUCAGCCCAUCGUUGAGAAGGUCGUAGAAGUGAGAUACGAUCCAUGCAGAUCGGCAGACAUCGCUCUGGUCGCUGGUGGAAGUCGUAAGCGCUGGAUCAUCGCUACAGAGAACAUGGAAGCUGGCGAUCUGAUCAAGACGUCUGGUGUGAUCGGACGCAUCGCAGUCUUAGCCAAUGAGGGAGACUCUUAUCCGCUGGGCUCGCUUCCUGUCGGGACACUGGUCAAUAAUUUAGAGCUUUAUCCUGGAAAAGGAGCUCAGUAUAUCCGUGCCGCAGGCACUUGUGGAGUUUUGCUUCGUAAAGUAAACGGCACGGCUAUUAUUCAGCUCCCUUCUAAACAUCAGAUUCAGGUUUUGGAGACGUGUGUGGCAACGGUCGGCCGAGUGUCAAACAUCGAUCACAACAAGCGCAUCAUCGGUAAGGCGGGUCGGAACCGCUGGUUGGGCAUCAGACCAUCGAGUGGACUGUGGAAGAGGAAGGGCGGGUGGGCGGGACGCAAGAUCAGACCUCUGCCGCCCAUGAAGAGCUUCAUCAACCUACCAUCUGUCGCUUCCAAACCAUGAUGACAUCACUGAUCACCUGAUACAAGCAUCAACAGUGUGGACUUUUGUGUACGUUGAUAUGAGGAGCGUUGUGGUCAUGUGAUCUGUAAAUAACGAACUCUGAUAAGUGACAUCAUCAAAAUAAAAUAAAUGAAACCAUCUGCACAA
Messenger RNA from Myxocyprinus asiaticus (Chinese sucker), 1211 nucleotides. It is a transcript of the gene mrpl2, whose product is annotated as mitochondrial ribosomal protein L2. Gene Ontology annotation, biological process: cytoplasmic translation. NCBI's taxonomy places the organism in Eukaryota, Metazoa, Chordata, Actinopteri, Cypriniformes, Catostomidae. Gene Ontology annotation, cellular component: ribosome. The record is from RefSeq and is a predicted model, not a curated record. Bases 141 to 1064 code for a protein of 307 amino acids. The transcript has 7 exons. Gene Ontology annotation, molecular function: RNA binding; structural constituent of ribosome.